Molecule: messenger RNA, 1068 nt
Organism: Mytilinidion resinicola
Lineage: Eukaryota; Fungi; Ascomycota; Dothideomycetes; Mytilinidiales; Mytilinidiaceae
Exons: 1
Coding region: 13-1068 (351 amino acids)
Biological process (GO): maturation of SSU-rRNA from tricistronic rRNA transcript (SSU-rRNA, 5.8S rRNA, LSU-rRNA)
Cellular component (GO): nucleolus; small-subunit processome
Source: RefSeq, a predicted model, not a curated record
CCGCAAUCGACAAUGGAAAAUUCUCUACCAGCGCUUCUCGCGUCACUAACAGCCUCGCUCGAGUCUGCAGCGACCGCUCUUCCCCAGGAUUCCGCCAUUGUUCCCCCAAAAGACGGCAUAUCCCUCCUCGACGUCAAAAAUGAGCUCCUGCUCUCAUACGUGCAAAACCUCGUCUUCCUCAUUCUCCUGAAACUCCGAUCGCACUCCACCGACGACGAUGAAGCGGACUCGAUCCAAGACGCCGUAGUCAAGAAACUCACCGAACUCCGCGUCUACCUCGAAAAGGGCGUCCGCCCCCUCGAAGCGCGCCUCAAAUACCAAAUCGACAAAGUCGUCAAAGUUGCCGACGAUGCCUCCCGCUCCGCCGCCCAAAAGGCCGCAGACCCCAAACCCUCCAGACCAAAACCGCGCCGAGGGGACAACGCGUCCGACUUCUCCGGCAGCGGCUCCGAGGGUUCAGACUCCGGAGCCGACGACGAGGACAUCAACGAGCUCGCCUACCGCCCCAACCCCGCCGCAUUCGUGCGGCCACAGACCGUAGAAGCGGACGCAGGUGCUGGCAAGAAGAAGGACAGCAUCUACCGCCCGCCCCGCGUCACGCCCACUGCCAUGCCGACCACCCGCGGCCGCGAGGAGAAAGACGCCCGCAAGCCCGUGAAGUCAAACACCCUCGACGAGUUCAUCGCUACCGAGAUGUCAUCCGCGCCCGUCGCGCAGCCCAGCAUCGGCAGCACGAUUGUUGCUGGUGGGCGGCACACGAAGUCGCAGCGGGAGCGGGACGAGGAGGCCGAGCGGCAGAUGUACGAGGAAUCGAAUUUUGUGCGGUUGCCCAAGGUGAGUAAGAAAGAUAGGGCGAAGAAUGGGAGCCGCACGAGGGAUCUGGGGUAUGGAGGGGAGGAUUGGAGGGGGUUGGAUGCCGGGGUGGAUCGGAUUGCGAAGUUGACGCAGAGGAAGGGGGGUGCCGGGGGGAAGUUGGAGAGUAGUCGAAAGCGGGAAGUUGUGGAUGGGCCGAGGGGGACGGGGCAGAGUGAUGCAUUUGAGGCGAAAAGGAGGAAGUUGAGGAGGUGA